Molecule: messenger RNA, 2115 nt
Organism: Plasmodium reichenowi
Lineage: Eukaryota; Apicomplexa; Aconoidasida; Haemosporida; Plasmodiidae
Product: dynactin subunit 2, putative
Exons: 2
Coding region: 1-2115 (704 amino acids)
Biological process (GO): mitotic spindle organization
Cellular component (GO): cytoplasm; dynactin complex
Source: RefSeq, a predicted model, not a curated record
AUGAAGGACGAAAUAGAAGAAGGAGAUGAAAAAAAGGAAAAUUUUCAAAAUAGACAAAGGGAGAUUGAAACAAGUGAAUAUAAAACAAAUCAUGAAAACAACAACAAUAUGGAUGAGAUAAGAAAAGAUAAUAAUAUAUCAAAUAAUAUAAAUGAAAAUUUAAAAAGGGACAAUUCUAGUGAUUAUAAUGUUAAAGAAAAUAUACCUAUGGUACAUAAGGAUAGUAUUAUAAAAGAGGAUAUAUCAUCAAAAAAUGAUUUAAUUCUAGAUGAUAAAAAUAAUUUUGUAAAAAACAUGAUUACACCUGAAAUACAAAAUGAACAAAUGAUAGAUAAAGACAUGUUAAAUAAUAUAAAGUUGUAUAGCAAAAAAUUUGAAGAAAAAAGGAAAAAAGAUAUACUGAAUAGUUAUAAUGAAUAUUAUAAUAAUAAUAAUAAUAAAGGUACAAAUAAAAAAGACUAUUCGUCAUAUUUAGAUAAUAACAAAAAAGUACUGAAAGAAAAAUUAAAACCUGAUAUACGUGAUAUAUUUUAUAAAUCUCAAGAAAAAGAAAUCUUUGAAUAUAUCCCAGAUAGUAGUAAUUAUUAUGUAUGCCAUAAUGAACCCAAAGAAUUAUAUAAAGAUAUAGUAAAUCUGAACAAAAAUAUUUUGGAUAAUAUAAAUAUUAAUAUAUAUUCAUCACCAUUAGAUACUUAUUUAUCAAAUAUGAUGACUGAGUACAGUGAAAAAGAACAUGAACAUAUCUUAAAAGAACAAAAUUCAAGUAUUAUACUUAAUGAUGAAGAAAAGAUAAAAAAAUACAAACAAGAAGAUAUAGAAAUCAAGGAAUUAAUAGACAUUAGUACAUAUAACGAACCAAAACAUUCUUAUGAAUUUUAUAAAAAUAAAAUUUUAAAAAUUUAUGAUAACGGAGUACAAGUUGAAAUUCAACCAGAUAAAUUAAAAUAUAAUAAUUCUACUUAUUAUGAAUAUAAUCAAGGAAUGAAAAGUUUUCUUGAAGAUCCUCUAUGUUAUUUACAAAAAUUAAAAUGUGAAGUAGAUGAUAUAUCAUCAUAUAUAAUAGAAAUAGGAAAUAUUCAUACUACAAAGGAAGCGCUGAACAAUGAAGGUAACAACAACAACAACAACAAUAAUAAUAAUAAUAAUAAUAAUAUAUUAAAUGAUGAAGAAAUUAAAGAAAAUGAUAAACUCAUAAAACAUAUAUUACAUGAUAGGGAACCCCAAGAAGUUUUAGUAGAAUUACUAUCAUUAAAAAAAGAUAUAACAAAUAUAUUAAAUGAUGAAUCAUUAAAAAAAUAUUUUCAACAUGAAUAUAACAACAAAGAAAUAUACAAUGAAGGAAAUGAAAAGUGUGAUACAUACGAUAAGAAUCAUAUGAACCAUCCAGUAAAUAUAAAUAGUAAUAAUGCUGAUAUACAUACACUAUUUGAAACCCUACAAAAUUGUGACGACUUAUUUUCUAAUAAUACAAAUAUACAAUCUUGUAGUGAAAAUCAAAUCGAUAAUAUAAAAAGCGUGCAAAAGUUUGAUAUAUAUACAAUAAAAAAUAAAAAAGAAGAAAGACAUAUUCAUGUUACAGAUUUGUUAAAUAUGGAGAAAAAAAUUACUAGAAUUGAAAAAGUUCUAGGAAUUGAUAAAAUGUCCAUGUUACCAUAUGAUGAUCUUAAUCAUGCAAUUCUAGACAUAUAUAAUAAAUUAUCAUUAUUAGAUAAUAACAAAUUAGAGAAUGUCAAAAAAAAGGUACAAAUUCUUCAAUCCGAAUUUCUAAAUUUAAAAAAAUAUAAAAAGGAGCUAUUAAAUAUAUCUAAAGAAAGAGGAAAUUAUGAAGAAACGAUAGAUGAACUUUUUAAAAUUCUAGAUAUAUGGAAAAAAACACAUCAUAUCAUACCAAAUGUAUUAUCAAGAUUAUAUCAACUCAAAAAGAUACACGAUAAUGCUGAUUCAUUUUCUUCCAGAAUUAACGAUUUAGAAAAUGAACAAAUAAAGUUAUGCGACACAUUAAAUAUAGCAGAAUCAAAUAUCAAAUUAAUUAAUUCUAAAAUGGAUGAAAGUAUAGAAUUAUUGAAAAAUACAUUAACGAAAAUAGAAUGUCAAAACAGUACUUAUAAUAAAUAA